AUGAAUUAAAGAAAGAAAAUAGUGAAGAAAGCGAAUUUAACAAGGAAAAUAAUGAAUUAAAAGAAAAAAAUAAAAAAGAAACGGAAUGUAACAGGGAAAAUUUUCAAUUAAUUGAAGAAAACUCUACAGAAAGUGAAUAUAACAAGGAAAAUAAUUUCAAAUUUGAAAAUAAUCAAUCGAAAGAAAAUCGAAAUAAAGAAAGUGAAUGUGGCGGGGAAAAUAAUGUUGAACUUGAGAAAAAACAAUUAAACGAGGAAAAUAAUAACGAAAGUGAAUGCGACAAAGAGAAUAAAGAAAAAUUCGAAAAUAAUAAAGAAAGUGAAUGUGACAAAGAAAAUAAUAUCGAAUUUGCCGAAAAAAAUAACGAAGAAGGAAAGAAAGAAGAAUUCAAUGAAAAUAGAAAAAAAUUAACUGAAGAUAAUUCAGAUAGUGACGAAUUUGAUUUUGAACUAAUGGAGAAAAAAAAUUUCAUCAAGGGAAAAAUAUACGAUUUUGAUCCAAAAAAACAUGGAGUGAGAAUGACGGAGGAAUUUCUCAGGAAACAUUGCAAGGAACAAAAAUUAUAUCAGACUCCACAUCUGAAUGAUGUUUUAUAUUUACAUUUUAAAGGUUUUUCGUUCAUUGAAAAUUUGGAGAGAUACACUGGUCUAAAAUGUGUUUGGCUUGAGAAUAAUGGAAUUCGUGAGAUAGCAAAUCUCGAGAACCAGACGGAGUUGAAGAGCCUUUAUCUUCAGAAUAAUUUAAUAACCAAAAUCGAAAAUCUCCAAUAUUUAACGAAACUGGACAGUUUGAAUUUAUCGCACAAUAUGAUUAGGAAAAUAGAAAAUCUCGAUUGUCUGAAAUUGCUAAAUACUCUGAAUAUUUCGCACAAUUUUCUUGAGAAGAAGGACGACAUUGAAGAGUUGCAGUCUCUUGAGAAUCUCUCGAUAUUAGAUUUGUCGCAUAAUAAAAUUGAUACCUUGGAAGUACUCGAGAUUCUAGGAAACAUGAAGUGCUUAAGAGUUCUGACCUUGACGGGAAAUCCAGUUGUGAAAUCAAUGAAAAUGUAUCGAAAAACCUUAAUCUUGAAAUGCAGGAACCUGAUGCACCUGGACGAGAGGCCAGUCUUUCCCCGAGAUCGUGCUUGUGCAGAAGCUUGGGAAAGAGGAGGUCCUGCUGAGGAAACUGCCGAAAGACAACGACUCAUUCAACAGGAACGAAAUAGAAUAAAUGAAAGUGUACUCGGUCUCAUCAGAAAAAGAAAAUCAGUGUCUCGACAAGUUGAAUCGAAAGAAUUGCAAAAUGAAAUCAGCAAGUGUGAAAUGUUGAUGCUGGAGGAGAAAAUAUCGACUGUCACAUUGACGACGAAUAGCUUAGAGAUCGAGGAAGAUGAUAAUAGCGACCAAGAGGAUGAGACGAAGAAGAUUCACAAGGGAGAAUCGAUUAGAGAAAUUCUUCUACCUUGGGAAAUAAAGACAAAUUUUAAGAAACCGAAAAUUGAGGAAAUCGACGACGACACGAAAUUCGAACUCUUGGGGAAAAGUAAAAAAAGUGAAAAUAAUUCGUCUGUAAACGAAAAAUUAAAUAUUGAAGAAAUUGAAAAAUCGAAAUCCACCGAAUUAGAUGAGAGGAAAAAUGAAAUUUUUAUUUCAUCAAAUAAA
Molecule: messenger RNA, 1640 nt
Organism: Leptopilina heterotoma
Lineage: Eukaryota; Metazoa; Arthropoda; Insecta; Hymenoptera; Figitidae
Gene: dtr
Product: dynein axonemal assembly factor 1
Exons: 9
Molecular function (GO): protein binding
Source: RefSeq, a predicted model, not a curated record